AUGUGGACGGAUUUACGGACACUGUUACUUUUUCACUUGCUACUUCUGCGGCUUCAUUUCACCGGAGCAACGGAUGAGUGUGAAGAUGGACAGUUCCAGUGUAGUAACCUAAGGUGCAUACCGACCCUCUGGAGGUGUGACGAUGAUGACGACUGCUCAGACAACAGUGAUGAAGAGAACUGCCCCAGGAAGACGUGUGCCCCAGAGGAGUUUGCGUGCUUCAACGGUCAGUGUGUCCCUGGACGCUGGAGGUGUGAUGGGGAAGUGGAGUGUCCAGAUGGAUCAGACGAGGCAGAGGAGACAUGCAGCAAACAGACGUGCCCCCCAGAGAAGUUCGACUGCGGGGGAGCCACCAACAAGUGUGUGUCCCUUUCCUGGAGGUGUGAUGGAGAGAAGGACUGUGAGAACGGGGCGGAUGAGGAGGACUGUGCGGCUGGUGCCGUGAAGAAUCGGCUUCUCCUUCUCCACGGCUCCCUCUACGCUUCUGUCAGGAAGUGA
Messenger RNA from Knipowitschia caucasica, 498 nucleotides. The record is from the annotation of a GenBank genome assembly. Lineage: Eukaryota; Metazoa; Chordata; Actinopteri; Gobiiformes; Gobiidae.